AUGAUAUCGGACCUUCUACAGCGUUUGGCGAGCUUCCUCGACCGGCCGCUUUUCCCCUGGAAGAAGCUUAUCAUCGGCUUUUCACUUGGAGAAUUUGCUCUCGAAAAUUGGUUGUUGUACCGACAAUAUCGCGUUCUUAGCCGAAAUACCCGUCCUAAAGCCCUUUCAGAGGAAGUCUCACAAGAAACAUAUGAGAAGAGCCAGAAAUAUGGACGCGCCAAGGCUCAAUACGGCUUCAUCUCCUCCAUUUUCCAGCAAGCCAAGAACCUAGCCACGAUACAUUUCGACCUUUUCCCGAAAGUAUGGGCCAUCACCGGUCUUCUACUCGUUAAUUACUUUCCCGUCCGCCUGCAUGGCGAAGUCACGCACUCCCUAGUCUUCAUAUUUGCGAUGAGCUUCUUCGACUUGCUCUUCAAUCUGCCGUUUUCAUACUACCAUACGUUCGUCUUGGAAGAGUCAUUCGGGUUCAAUAAAACUACUAUGAAUACUUGGGUUGCAGACAUCUUCAAGGGGCAGGCUCUCAGUAUUGCGUUCGGUGUCCCAUUGGGCGCAGCAUUUCUGAAGAUUAUCCAAAAGACCGGCCAAAGCUUCUUCUACUAUCUCUGGGUCUUCAUGCUUGUGGUUCAGGUCUCGGCCAUCACGGUUUAUCCGAUCCUUAUCGUUCCGAUAUUCAACAAACUUACCCCUCUCAAGCCUGGUCCUCUCAAGCAGUCUGUUGAGGCACUCGCAUCGAAGCUCAAGUUCCCUCUUGGAGAGCUUCAGGUUAUUGAUGGUAGCAAGCGUAGUGCACACAGCAAUGCAUAUUUCACGGGCAUGCCCUGGAAGAAGCGAAUCGUUAUAUACGAUACCCUCUUGGAAAAGAGCUCUGAUCAAGAAGUUACUGCUGUUCUUGCACACGAACUCGGGCACUGGCAAAUGGGGCACACAAGCAAACUCUUGAUUAUCAGUCAAGUCCAUACCUUCUAUCUAUUCGCCCUUUUCUCCGCCUUCGUCAAUAAUACCUCCGUCUACCAAUCUUUUGGAUUCUACAAGGAACAGCCCAUCAUCAUCGGUUUCCUGCUGUUUAGUUCGAUCCUAUCACCGACGGAUUCAGUCAUCAAGCUGCUCAUGAAUAUGCUGACCAGGAGCAUGGAGUAUGAGGCUGAUGCCUUCGCCGUCAAGCUCGGAUAUACCACCGAAUUGGCUGCGUCCUUGAUCAAGCUUCAGAUUACGAAUCUGUCAAGUAUGGACGCUGAUUGGAUGUACUCGAGCUUCCACUACUCGCACCCGAUCUUGACCGAGCGGUUGAGAGCCAUGGGCUGGACUGGUGAGAAUGGGCCAGUGUCGAAAGACUCGGAUCAGGUGCGGGCGGAGAAGGCAUCUGGAAGGGAACUGUGA
This is a messenger RNA of Pseudovirgaria hyperparasitica, 1377 nucleotides long. RefSeq names its product CaaX prenyl protease-like protein. The transcript is spliced from 4 exons. Gene Ontology annotation, biological process: CAAX-box protein processing. Gene Ontology annotation, cellular component: endoplasmic reticulum membrane. The record is from RefSeq and is a predicted model, not a curated record. Gene Ontology annotation, molecular function: metalloendopeptidase activity. NCBI's taxonomy places the organism in Eukaryota, Fungi, Ascomycota, Dothideomycetes, Acrospermales, Acrospermaceae. Bases 1 to 1377 code for a protein of 458 amino acids.